Molecule: messenger RNA, 1275 nt
Organism: Dermochelys coriacea (leatherback sea turtle)
Lineage: Eukaryota; Metazoa; Chordata; Testudines; Dermochelyidae
Gene: COMMD1
Product: copper metabolism domain containing 1
Exons: 3
Coding region: 64-585 (173 amino acids)
Biological process (GO): regulation of proteasomal ubiquitin-dependent protein catabolic process; positive regulation of protein ubiquitination; negative regulation of sodium ion transmembrane transport
Cellular component (GO): endosome
Source: RefSeq, a predicted model, not a curated record
UUGUCCCCGCCCGGCCCCCGUCCCGUGUCGCGCGGCGCUCGCUGGCUCGCGCCCGGGGCCGGCAUGGCGGCGGAGCAGCCCCAGCGCGAGGGCUCCAAGGCGCUGAGCGGGCUGCUGAGCGGCAUCGCGCAGGCCGCGUACUACGGCCACGCGGGCAUCACCGAGGAGCUGCUGCGGGGCCAGCUCUACCCCGAGGCGGCGCCGCACGAGUUCCGGGCCCUGCUCGCCAAGAUGAGCGGCGUCCUCAAGUCUGUAGCUUCAGCAGACAUGGAUUUGAACCAGCUGGAGGCCUUUCUUACUGCCCAAACCAAAAAGCAGGGAGGUAUCACAGCAGAUCAGGCUGCAGUCAUUGCAAAUUUUUGGAAAAACCACAGAACAAAAAUUCGAGAGAGUCUGAUAAAUCAAAGUCGGUGGGACAACACCUUGAAAAACAUGAACUGGAGAGUGGAUUUGAAAUCGCAGUCAAGGCACAUCGACCAAAUAAACACCCCUGUUGCAAUCGUUGAAAUGGAACUUGGGAAAAAUGGGCAGAAGUUCAUCUCAGAAGUGCACACAGAAUUCAACAAAUUUCUUCUUCCUACCUGACCAGUUUCCUAAGGAUGGAUGACUUAUGUCCAUGAGGGUUAAAUGUGUGUGAAGUCCUACUUCUCUUGUUCAAAAGUUGAGAAAGAUUUAAUGCUUGUUUGUUUGUUUUGAAAGCUGCAACAACAAGAAGUCUGCUACAAAACCACUAUUACCAGAUGGGCAAUGGACUUCCUUUUACCUUCUUACAAGCCAACCAAACACCAGUAUCAAACUCUGCUAGAAUGAUGGUAGAGGGUUCAUAACUUCCUGGGCUAUGAGAUUGAAGCCACUACUUUCAAGAAAUGUAAGGUGACAAUGUGGCUCACUCUACAAACGUCCAUAAAACACUGUCGGCUAGAUCUGUCUGCCGACAGUUGCAUCAGUUUGUCCUUUAGACUUCAGGUUUUUUUAAACGAUUUUUAAAUAGGAGAUAAUGCAAGAUAAUACAGUUUUGUGAGUAAAAUUACACUUUUGAAAUAGGUCUAUCAUAGAAACAGUGCGAGAAUGGAUAAUAGUUUUUCAAAUUAGGGAUAGACGAGGAAAUAUUCUUAAUUUGAUAUGUACUAAAUGAAACAAAUCCUUCAUGUACAAAUGGAUCAAGUACACCAAAGAACUCUUACUGUGCAAUUCUGCAUGAUUCCCAAAGCCUGCAUCCAAACACUUGAAUGCUACUUGUCUUUUCAAACUCUAUAUUAAAUCUAUUAUGCCCUC